CUCUCUCCACCCCCAAGUGCAGCUCCAUCUUCAGUACAUAUUACUCAGUAAUAGAACAUUGAGGCUCCGAAAUUCCGAAUACGAUUUUCUCACGAUCACUGAAGGAUUAUCUUCCGUUGUUUUCUCGUCAUUUUUACUUUAUUCUACCUCUGUUUCGACUUUACGACCCCAUUUUCUCUGAGGAUGUCGGUAGCGGGUUUGAAGAAGCAGUUUCAUAAAGCCAGUCAGUUACUGAGUGAGAAGAUAAGCGGGGCUGAAGGAACAAAGCUCGAUGAAGAUUUCAUGGAAAUGGAGCGGAAAAUUGAUGUCACCAAUAAGUCUGUGUUUGAGCUUCUUACCAAAACCACAGAAUACCUCCAGCCAAACCCAGCAUCACGAGCCAGACUGGGGAUGCUGAACACCAUGUCAAAGAUCAGAGGACAGGUAAAGACCACCGGCUACCCACAGACAGAGGGGCUUCUGGGGGAUUGCAUGAUCCGGUAUGGCCGUGAACUCGGAGACGACUCUACAUUUGGUUGUGCUCUGUUGGAUGUGGGCGAGGCUCUGAAACAAAUGGCUGAUGUUAAAGACUCACUCGAUAUCAACGUGAAGCAGAACUUCAUCGAUCCUCUGCAGACUCUGCAGGACAAGGACCUGAAGGAGAUUGGGCAUCAUCUCAAGAAGCUGGAGGGACGGCGGUUAGAUUUCGACUAUAAAAAGAAGCGACAGGGGAAGAUUCCUGAUGAUGAAAUCAAGCAGGCUGUGGAGAAGUUUGAGGAAUCUAAGGAAAUUGCUGAGAGGAGCAUGUUCAAUUUCUUAGAAAAUGAUGUAGAGCAGGUGAGUCAGCUAGCUGCUCUGAUCGAGGCGGCGCUGGAGUAUCACCGUCAGUCCUCUGACAUUUUGGAGGAACUCAGUGGCAAAUUACAGAGCAGGAUAAACACAGCAAGCAGCAAACCUAAGAAAGAGUUCAAUCCAAAGUCCAUCAUGUUCAGCCUGGAGACCAUCAAUAGCAAUCAGCAUAAUGGCAUCUCCUACACAUCCUCUCUAAAAUCCACAGAUGCUGAAGUGAACCACAGUAUAAAUGGAAAAAUUGAUUACCUCAGCCAUCCUCCUCCCAUCAAUCCAGACUGGUCCGAAAGCCCCAGAGUGAGCAGUCAGACGGAUCUGCACAUGGACCAGCCUUGCUGCCGCUCGCUGUACGACUUCGACCCCGAGAACGAAGGGGAGCUCGGCUUCAAGGAAGGAGACAUCAUCAUCCUCACCAAUCAGAUUGACGAGAACUGGUACGAGGGGAUGAUCAACGGCGAGUCAGGCUUCUUUCCCAUCAACUACGUUGAGGUCCUCGUACCCUUACCACAAUGAGGCUUGUAAACACUGACUCUGUACAAGAGACACACUCUGUGGAAUCUUCAUCUUUUAAUGCUUUAUUUUUCAGCGUCUAAGAGUAGUGAUUCAAGACAACUGGAAGUGUAUUAGAUUCUUGAUGAGUAGAGAACAUCUCAAAAGUUAGAUCAAGUCCAGUCACCUUGAUUCAUUAUUUCUAGACAUUAAUGAGCUGGAUGCCUGAAAAUCCUAGUAGGCUUUAUUUUUCAGUAUUUAUUUCUCUUUUGUAUGCAGUAUCCAGUGUGUGCUUCUGACCUUCUAACUUAGCCUUUGACAUUUGUUCAGCACUCUUUUUUUCCAGGUAUGUUGAUGGCUAGGGCUGUGCUUUUUGUUUGUCUUUUUUUUUUCUUUUCUUUUUUAUAAUUCCAGGUUCAUGUGGUUUAGCGGUUUGAGUGCCUGCACUGAGCUUUCAUGCCACCGAAACAUAAUUUAUAAAAUGUGAGGAUCUCUAAUGCUGUUGCGCUUUCUCUGUUGCGCACUUGCUCUUAUUAUCUGUCUUUUUGUUUACACAUGACUUAUUGUGAUUAUCUGGAAUCAUGACAGCAGUAACAAAUCAAAAACGAUGCAGAGAUUGAAGUACAGGGUGGGCGAUGUGGCAAAAUGAUUAUACAUCACAAUUCUUCUCUCACAAUGCAUACUAUCUGUAUCAUUUCCCAAUGAUAAUCAUCCUCGAAUUAGCUACUUGGUGUAACAGUGGAGAGAAGGUCAGAGAAAGGCAGGAGUUUUCAACCUGUUUUCUUCAGUGACCUCAUUUUCACCUUCAGACAAAAAUUCAGACUGCUACUAAACAAAACAUGCAAAUAUCCGUAAAUGUUAUAAACAUGAACUGCUACUCUGUAUGGUUACUUAUAGUUUGUGUAUUUUCCUAUGUUCUGCGGUGAGAAGAUACACAGAACAGAAGGCUUCUGCUACAGAAUACAGACCAAAGUAUCGCCCAUGUGUUGUUUAGCAUCUGGGUAACCUUUUUUUGUAUGACGAUGCAGUGCCAGUAAUCUUUAAGUAGUUCCCUGCUGCCAAUGUCUGGCCACUGUGAAUAACAGUGCAUUGAAACGUGUGAAAGGUUGACAGAAUCACAUUCAGUUUGUGACAUUAAUCUUAAAUUCAUUAAAUCAAGUUCAUGUGCAUAGACUCCAUUAGCUGGAAAAAAUCUCCUGCAGCUCCGUCUGACCCUAAACCUGAGAGCCGACGGUGUACUGGCCAUCGUAUAAUAUAUACUUAAUACAAAAUGUCUACACACUCAAACCAAACCAAACACAAACCAAGACAAGAUCAGAAAUUUUUUUCCACCCCUGUGUGAAAUUACAACAUAUAAUAAUUAAGUGAAAAAACAGGAAAAAUAAGAAAUAUAAAGAAGUCAUAAUAACCUAGGUGCAUAACUGUGCUGGUUUCAGAAUGAACCAGUGACAUUCAGUCAUUCAUAUUGAAACAUAAGCUUAAAAAGCUGUCAUAAAAUACAUGAUUCAGAUUAACCCCUAUUACAGUUUAGUUGUAGGAUAUUUUUUAUCUAAUCUUGAGUUCAUUCGUAGCAGCUGUUCACAGACGGUGUUCUAUAAACGGGGGGAAAAUACUGCCAUGUGUUAAGGGGUGUGUAUACAUGGUUAAGGGAGUAUAUACUUAUGCAACUAGGUUUUUGUUUUUCCUUUUUUUUCCGCCCUGUUUUUCACUUAAUAUUUUUUGUGUUUAGUCCUGGGCUGGAUGGACAUGACUUAUCCUGUUUUUGUUUUUUUUUUAAUCACAACACCUGCCAUUUUAACAGCAGUGUGUAGACUUUUAUAUCCAUUGUAGCAUUUCUUAGUCCUGGUCACAAAGUUUUGGUGUUUAAGCUCAUGAGCUAAUCGGAGAGCCUAAAUUGGCUUAAAUUGGAUAGAGACACCAGCAUUUAAAUGACAGGUGAGCUCCAGCGCAAGCACAAAGAAACACUGGUGUAAUAAAAAAUAAAUCAGCACAAAAAUCCCUUGUCUGAUUUAUUCCAAGGUGACACCAACAAACUGAACCUGAUGGUUUGGUAUUAACUGUCUUCUUGUCGUGAAACAUAAUGUUUACUCUCAGUUAUGAUAACGUUUCUAAUCACAUGUAAUCAGCCAGAGAAGAACAUAUUGUAUCACAACAUAUUGUCUCAUCGCCCAUCUCUGAAAACUUGUGUCAAAUCCUGAAGUGUUUCUUUAUGUUAGGAUUGCGGUAGUAUUGCACUAAAGCUUUAGAAUCAACAGUCAGUCACAUGGCAUGUUGGAUUUCCUGUUUGCACUUUUUACUGAAUCUCUGUGCCACACCAUGUGUUGACAUCAGCCUGUCUCAGAGGGUAAACAAUGUAUGUUCACCUUGGAGCUAAUAUUUUCCCAGUACCAUACGAUGAUGUUACAAAACCAAAAAACCUGCAUCAUGUUUCCAGCGGUCCAGUCGUUUGCAUAGAAAGCUUUGCAAUGCUUUUCAUGCCUUGCUUGAUUGUUUUUAAACUGACGUGUCAAGACUGACAUUUUGAUUAGCCAAGUGCCGAUAUUACAAUUUCAUAUCAGGGUCGUUGUUGAACCACGACGAUAUUGAAAAACUAACUUGGAAUUUGGAAUAACACACAAUCAUUUUUGGCUUGUUUGUACAUAACAGUCCAACAGUUUUAGACUCGAAGAAUAAAUGUUGAACAAUGCAGUAUAUAUUAUACCUGAUUUUUGGCACUUGAUCAGUAAUGACAUUAUAAAAAAGUGGUAAAUGACUGUAUUCCUCCAGUGCCACAAAACUACUCUGUGUAGUUUAAUCGAGCCAUUCGUAUUUUUAUUUUAACAGCCGAUGACUACUUUUUAUCAUCUGCUCUGUGAAGACGUUUGCAUGGCUAUGACUGCCUUUUUCUGUGCUGCGUUUUGUCACUGUUGCCUUUGCUGGUACAAGGAAAGAUCACUAGAUGUGUCAUGCGGGAGAAAAGGGAAAAGAUUUUAAUUCUUUAUUUUGUUCAAAUUAGGGCUGCAAUUAAUGAUUGUUUUCUUUUUCUGAUCCACUGAUCAUUCUGCUUUAUACUGUAUCAUAUAUAAGUAUUUUAUAAAGGAGGCGAAAUCAAGACGGGAAAUUUUCCAAAAUUCAGCAGCAACAACCCGAUGGCUGAUGUGCUAAUUACCCUGCAUCUUAACGGUGGAUUAACAUUAAUAAAAGCAUCAAACUAUUUUACAGGUCGGUUUAAUUAUCAAACAGCUCAAAUUUUGCAGACCUGUUGCAGCCCUAGUUAAAAUAAAUGUGCUAUAAAGUGCAGGCAUCUGUGAACUGUUCGUUAUCACAGUUCGUAAUAAUGUCACGUUCUUGUAUUUCUAAAAAAGAAAAAAAUUACAAUUUUAUUCCCCAUGUUCUCAUUUGUCCAGAAUAAGAAACCUUGGAAGACAUCUGUAUUUUCUAUUUUACGGAAUAGAACAGACUUUAUCUAAGGAGUAUUAUCUCUAUUGGGCUUCUCACAAAUAUAAUCCAUAUGUUAUGGGUGUUGCUUAAUGCAACAUUGUAGACCUGAUGAUCUGCUUUCCACGUGACUAGCUGCACUUUUCAACCAGUUUAACAGUGUUUUAAAUUUUACUUAUUGCCAUAUUAUGUAUGUUUAUUGUAGAUUUGACUGAGAUGACCAGCGGCACAUUUACAGUAUACAGUAUUUUUAAAGCUUAUCGUUGCCAAGUAAUUGCUUUUGCUUGAAUACAAGGUGAAUAGGAAUGAGACAAGCUUAAGCAGGCCUUAAUGUGAAAUACUUAAGCUGUGGUGCUCCAUCUGUUGAGCUCAAUGAACUGUUGUUUAGACUGUUUAUUAAUCAUACAGGAGUCCAGAGAGGCCUUGCGUUACAUUUAUAUCGUCCCCUAUGAAAAAAUUCAUCAUGCUUUAAGCUUAUAGCUAGCUAAAUGUACUGACUAAAUGUACGGCAAAACAUAACGGAUGAAAUCUAUUUGGUUUUAUUUUAAUUAUACUGGUCUAGACUGGUAUUGUAAAUUGUUUACCGUUUUGGUGUAGAUAAAUACGGUUAGGAACGAGCCUAGGUACAAAUUUAAGCUGUUAAACCAUUUGACUUUUGUGUAAAUUCCUGAUACAAACCUAGACUAAUUAUUUCCACUUCAGAUCAGUCACUAUAAUGGGACGAUAUAAUAAGAAUAAGGCAGGUUCUUUCUGGACUUGUGUUAAGAACACUACUGACUCCUCUACCUUUACAUGUUUUGUCCUGUAGCUUUCUAGUCAAUUUUGUCACUACAGUACUUGUUUCAGAGAGACAGGCAUGUGGACCAUAUGUAUUUUUUUUUUCUUUUACUCUCUUUAGUAUAAUUUAUACAGAAAGUGUUUUAUAGAUGUAAAUGAUAUAUUACAAACUGUAUAUUGCAUAAAUAAAUGACAAAUCCUGAAUAAUCGUGGA
Molecule: messenger RNA, 5725 nt
Organism: Tachysurus fulvidraco (yellow catfish)
Lineage: Eukaryota; Metazoa; Chordata; Actinopteri; Siluriformes; Bagridae
Gene: sh3gl3a
Product: SH3-domain GRB2-like 3a
Exons: 11
Coding region: 184-1341 (385 amino acids)
Biological process (GO): synaptic vesicle uncoating; endocytosis
Cellular component (GO): cytoplasm; presynapse; glutamatergic synapse
Molecular function (GO): protein binding
Source: RefSeq, a predicted model, not a curated record